Cucumis sativus (cucumber) is the source of this 2130-nucleotide messenger RNA. Its product is annotated as scarecrow-like protein 18. NCBI's taxonomy places the organism in Eukaryota, Viridiplantae, Streptophyta, Magnoliopsida, Cucurbitales, Cucurbitaceae. Gene Ontology annotation, molecular function: sequence-specific DNA binding; DNA-binding transcription factor activity. Gene Ontology annotation, cellular component: nucleus. Gene Ontology annotation, biological process: regulation of DNA-templated transcription; meristem initiation. The record is from RefSeq and is marked provisional.
CGGGUUAAUAUUUAAACAUAGAACCUAAUGUUAUCUAAUAGGACUCAACGAGGUUAAGAGUCAGCUCAGUUCCAUUUUCGUUUUUUUUAGGGUAAGGGUUUGACUUUGCUGGUCACAAAUGAAUGUUGCAUCCCUCCAUUUUUACCCUCCUUUAUAUAUAAAAACAAUGACUUGAAAAAGUUAAAGAACCAAAGCAUCAAAAGUAAAGAAGAAAAAAAAAGUACAGUGCUUCUUACUGUUACUAACUACUACAAGUUUCAGAUUCAUGAGAGAAAGAGAGAGAGAGAGAUAAUAAUGAUGUGGCUCUACUUUUCUUCAUAUUAUGUCAUCAAAAAAAAAAAACGAAAUUUUUUUCAUUUCCCCUUUCCAUUUAUAUCCCUUCCAACCCAACAAAAAAACAAAAAACAAAAAACAAAAAAUCCUCACACACCAUUUUUAAAUUUUUGGUUCAUAAUAAUAAUGCUUAUGGACCCUUCUUUCAAUUCCUCUCAUCAAGAACAUCAACAAGAACCAGAACAACAGGAAGAUCAUUGUUUACAAAUGCGUCAAUUACUUAUCCGUUGUGCUCAUUUUAUUUCUCAAUCUGAUUUCAUUUCAGCUCAUCAUCUUCUUUCAAUUCUUUCUUCAAAUUCCUCUCCUUAUGGUGAUUCAACUCAAAGAUUACUCCAUUAUUUCUCUUCUUCCCUUUCUCAUCUCCUCCCUUCAUCAAAUUAUAAUUCAUCUUUUCAUCAUCAUCAUCACGACAUUGAAAAGAUUCAAUCUUGUUACUUAUCAUUGAAUCAAAUCACGCCCUUUAUUAGAUUCACUCAUUUAACUGCAAAUCAAGCCAUUUUAGAAGGUAUUGAAGAAAGUGGUAUGAUUCAUGUUUUGGAUUUCGAUAUUAUGCAUGGUGUUCAAUGGCCUCCUCUUAUGCAAGCUUUGGCUGAUCGUUUUCCUUCUCCUAUGCUUCGUAUUACUGCCACUGGUGUUGAUCUUAAUUUCCUUCAUAAGACUGGUGAUAGACUCUCAAAAUUUGCCCAAUCACUUGGUUUGAGGUUUCAGUUUCACCCUUUGCUUCUUCUUCAUGAUCGUGAUCAUCAUCGCGUUAUCCCUGCUGCUCUUACCCUCUUCCCCGAUGAAGCUCUCGCCGUUAACUGCGUACUCUACUUGCACAGGUUUUACAGGUUAAUGAAGGACGAUGUUCGAGUAUUGCUUAAUAAAAUCAAGGCUUUGAAUCCAAAAGUGGUGACAAUAGCUGAAAAGGAAGCAAAUUUCAACCAUCCAUUAUUCAUGCAAAGAUUUGUAGAGGCAUUGAAUCAUUACACUUUAUUAUUUGAUUCAUUAGAAGCAACUUUACCUCCAAACAGUAGGGAGAGAUUGGCAGUGGAGCAAGUUUGGUUUGGGAGGGAAAUAAACGACAUCGUUUCAGGAGAAGUGAAUAAGAAAAAACAACACUAUGCUGAAAGGUAUGAAUCAUGGGAAACAAUGCUUAAAAGUUUAGGGUUUUCUAAUAUUCCUUUAAGCCCUUUUGCUCUUUCACAAGCUAAACUCCUUCUUAGACUUCAUUAUCCUUCUGAAGGUUAUCAUCUCCAAAUCCUUCAUGAUUCCCUUUUUCUUGGUUGGCAAAAUCAACCCCUCUUUUCAGUCUCUUCAUGGCAUUGAAAAAAAAACCCAAAAAAUUAAAAAUUAGGUUUGAUUUAGAACCUCGUCAAGAAAAAUAGAGGAAUUGACGAGCUUUAAUGUCCAGAGAAACGAUGAAGGUGCCAAGAAUGUAUCAACCUAGCUAGUUAAGAUGUUUAGGUACAUCUUCAGAUCUCUUAAGUAAAAUUAGCAAGAAGAAUAUGGAGAGUUUGCAUGAAAAGGAAGUAUUAAUCGUCUUUGAAAUUAGCAUGCUUUUAGAUGGGGUGCAAUGAAUAACAUGUCUGACUUAAUUGAGAUGUUCAGGCUCUAUUGAACUAGUGGAAGGUUGGUUUGUUAGCCUAUGUAAUUUGGCAUAUGAUGAUACUGGCUAACUUUGCUUAAUUAAAUGUGUAAAAGCCUAGAUUCUUUUCAGGUGUUCUUUCAAAGAGGGGAAAGGGUGAAACCGACAAAUAUUGAAAAUGUAUUAUUAUUUUUUGUUAUUGUACUAAAUAAAAUCUCUGUUUUAUUUUU